Messenger RNA from Chlamydomonas reinhardtii, 1619 nucleotides. RefSeq lists its product as uncharacterized. Bases 564 to 797 code for a protein of 77 amino acids. The record is from RefSeq and is a predicted model, not a curated record. The transcript has a single exon. NCBI's taxonomy places the organism in Eukaryota, Viridiplantae, Chlorophyta, Chlorophyceae, Chlamydomonadales, Chlamydomonadaceae.
CAAAGGCGUAAGCCAACAGACUGACAAUCACUCUGUGUUAACUCUUACCCACAAGCCAUGUGAGCCGCCUCUGUCCGUUAAGCCUGCGUUAGCCUGCACCUCGCCCGCAGCAGCAGCCAGCUCUAGCAGCUGAACAUCAUUGGUCGUCCCCGUUCAGCGUCUCGGCUUCAUGCACCUCACCGCUGACGGGAUUCAGGGACUCAGUGGCCAUACGGUGUCUCCACGCUCUGGGCCGUAUCUGGACGAUGUAACUCAACCCUUCUGAGGCAGCGUAGCUGAGGACUGAACUCUUGCGCCGCUGCUGCGCUUCUGACCGGCGAUGUCUUUCCGCCGCGUUACAUCUGGGUCUCAGUUGCCUCUCAGCACGUUAUACACUACGGCAUCCCAACGUAGCUCUAUUUGCCGGCGCUCUGCGCGCCUGACGCCCAGCCGUCAAUCGGAAAUUGGAUGCAUUCGCUCCUCGCCUUCCGCUCUUCUGGACUCCUGUAACGGACACGCAUUUCAGGCUCUUUCAUAUAUCAGCAAUUUGGCCUUCGGGAGCGGCCGUGUCACUCGGUUCCUGCAUGGCCGACUUCGGCACGCGUCGCAGCCCCGCGUCAGCAGUUGCUCCGACUUCUCCCAUCCCGCCUAGCCGCGCUGCUUCCCUCACAGCGCCGCCAGCGCCACUGCACCCAGCAGUACCGCCGACACUGCUACUGGCCGCGCUUAUCGCCGCCAACAGCAACUUCUUCGUCUUCCUGGACAGUCACCUGCUACUUCUCUUCUCGGUUGUUUCACCCCGGGUCAGCCAGCCUUAAGCCUCAGCGUACCUCGUCCCCAUCGGCUUCCUCUACUCUGUGCCCCGGCGCACCACCACCCACGUGGAGCUCGCAUCGCGCUAGCCAGAGCCUUAGCAGGACGACCCCAGUGCGCAUCCUGGGGGGCCGACUUGGUGGCCGCUGCGGCAUGGCCCGACUGGCGCCUGCAGGGCGGGGCAUGCACCGCCGCUCGUGUGCCCGAUACCCUGUAUCUCGGGUGUCAUUGCUGGAUUGCAGUUGCAAGCAGCGUGCCGCUGCUCGCUUCACAGCGUGUUCUCAUCAGCCAUCCGCUUGGAGCUAGCUCGCAGUGGCUAGCGUGGAGGACUGACCUGACUAGUGACGCGUGUGCUAUGCUAGUUUGGUUACAGUUUGUGUCUGUCGCGUGGCACGAACACUCUCGCAUGUCAUUCCGCAUGAUAUGUGUGCUGUCUCUUGCUUUUGGUUCCCCUGUUUGCAUUCAGGGGGGGCACGCACUUGUCGCCACCGUGCUUGGGGGUUACGACUUCGCAGACUCUUCUCCUCGUCUCCUACAGUCGUGGGGGGGAACUGUGUGCCCGGUGGCGGAGGAUUACCGGUUCGGUUGUAGCGCAUGACAGCUGUCGGGUGCCAACGCGUACGUGGUUCGGCGCAACCUCCUAGGACCCCCGGUCCGGCAUGCCGUGUGUGCUGAGGUGUCACCGUGUGGUUCGCCAUCCCCGGCGGAUGAGCCGCAUGGGCCUCGCCUAGCCUAUAUGGUACUCAACAGCGACCUGGCUCGCUGGUUGAGUUACCAAAGGCGUAAGCCAACAGACUGACAAUCACUCUGUGUUAACUCUUACCCAC